This is a messenger RNA of Adineta ricciae, 2253 nucleotides long. NCBI's taxonomy places the organism in Eukaryota, Metazoa, Rotifera, Eurotatoria, Adinetida, Adinetidae. The record is from the annotation of a GenBank genome assembly.
AUGAAUCCUGCGGUUCGAGCUAUUGUUCGCAUGGGAAUAUAUCUUGGUUGCAAAGUUUACUUCAUACACGAGGGCUACCAAGGCCUAGUAGAUGGAGGCAACAGUAUUCGUCAAGCAACUUGGUCAUCUGUAUCAGGAAUUCUAGAUGAUGGUGGUACGAUUAUUGGUAGUGCACGUUGUAAAGAUUUUCGUGAAAGACCUGGCCGUUUACGUGCGGCAAAGAAUCUUAUCGAUCAUGGUAUUAACAAUAUCGUUUGUAUUGGCGGUGAUGGUUCAUUGACUGGAGCAAAUCUGUUUCGCAAGGAGUGGGAUAGUCUUUUGAAAGAGCUUGUUGAUACACAACAAAUAACGCAAGAAAAUGCGGAAAAAUACAAAUCAUUGAAUAUUGUUGGCUUGGUUGGGUCGAUUGAUAAUGAUUUCUGUGGUACGGAUAUGACAAUUGGAGCUGAUUCAGCUUUACAUCGUGUUAUGGAAGCAAUUGAUUGUAUUACAACUACAGCAUCGAGCCACCAACGUUGUUUCGUCAUGGAAGUUAUGGGUCGCCAUUGUGGCUACUUAGCAUUAGUUACUGCUCUAGGAUCUGAUGCUGAUUGGGUAUUUAUUCCUGAGUCGCCUCCUGGACCAGAAUGGGAAGAUCAAUUAUGCAACAAGCUGAAAAAUACACGCGAAAUGGGUCAACGUUUGAAUAUUAUUGUUCUUGCCGAAGGUGCCAUUGAUUCCGAAGGUCGACCGAUAACCAGUGAAGGUGUUCGAAAUCUUAUUUCUACACGGUUGAAAUAUGAUACUCGUGUGACUAUUCUUGGUCACGUACAACGUGGUGGAUGUCCAUCGGCAUUCGAUCGUCUUCUCGGUACUCGAAUGGGUACAGAAGCUGUUCUUGCAUUGAUGGAAGCAACUCCAACUUCACAGCCUGUUGUAAUCGCCAUUACUGGUAAUCAAACUGUUCGUGUGCCACUAAUGCAAUGUGUGGAAAAGACACUGGCUGUUGCUCAAGCCAUGAACACGAAACGAUUUAAAGACGCUCAAGAUUUACGCGGUCAGAGUUUUCGAGGCAAUCUUGAAACAUAUAUUCGACUCAGCAAAUUACGACCAAAACUAUUUUCUACAAAACAACACUCUUUCAAUUUGGCUGUGGUUCAUGUUGGUUCACCUGCUUGUGGUGUGAACGCUGCUGUUCGAUCAAUUAUUCGCUAUGGUUUAUGCGAAGGACAUAACAUGUUUGCGAUAUUUGACGGUCUUGAAGGUUUAAUUAAUAAUCAAGUUAAAAGUUUAAAUUGGAUGUCUGUCAAUGGCUGGAGUAGUGUUGGUGGAUCGCUGCUUGGCUGUCAAAAGACUCUCGCAGCAAAAGUUGGUUUGGCUAAGAUAGCCGAGAAGAUACGCGAAUUUAAUUUCCACGCUCUAUUGAUCAUUGGAGGAUAUGAAGCAUACAUGUCAAUCUCGCAAAUGUACGAAGCACGAAAUCAAUAUCCAGCAUUUCAAAUUCCACUCAUAUGUAUCCCAGCGACUAUAGCAAAUAACGUUCCGGGCACAGAAUUUAGUAUUGGUGCUGAUACAGCACUAAACGAAAUCGUCAAAAUAUGCGACAAAAUCAAACAAUCGGCACAAGGUUCUAAACGACGAAUAUUCGUCAUUGAAACAAUGGGUGGCUAUUGUGGCUAUUUAGCAACUAUGGCCGGACUUGCCAGUGGAGCUGAUCAAGCAUAUAUCUAUGAAGAACCAUUUACAGUCAAAGAUUUAAUUGAGGACGUCGAUCAUCUACGUAGGAAAAUGGAAGGCCAUUUGAAACGUGGUCUUCUACUUCGAAAUGAAAGAGCUAAUGAACACUAUACAACAGAAUUUAUUACAAAAUUAUUACAAGAAGAAGGUAAAGGUAUAUUCAGUGCUCGAUGUAAUGUUCUUGGACAUAUGCAACAAGGCGGAUUACCUUCACCGUUCGAUCGAGCAUUCGCUACCAAAUUGGGCUGUAAAGCCGUUACAUAUGCGGUAUCACUUAUUGAAAAAUCGGCGACACAAGAUGGAAAAGUGUUUUGCAAAACACCCGAAAGUGCUGUUGUUUUAGGCUUAAUUAAACGCCAGAAUGAGUUUACACCAGUGGAAGCUUUGAAAUUGAAAACUGAUACUGAACAUCGAAUGCCAUUGGAACAAUGGUGGUUAAAACUUCGCCCGUUACUCCGUAUAUUAGCCAAACAUGAAACUGUUUAUAUUACCGACUUAGGUGAAGCAGGUGUCGACGAAAUCGAUCAAAUACAAUAG